CAAAACCAAAAAAAAAAAAAAAAGAAAAAGGAAAAAGAAAGCGUCCAUUUCUACUUUUCCCUUCUUUUUCUCUCUCUCUCCUUUUGCUUGUAUGGGCGGCUGAGGAUCAUUUGCACCAAGCUUGAUAGCAGUAUAUCAUCUAACCGUACGUUUUAUUUCUUAAUUUUCUUGACGAAGUAAGGGAAUAGCCAGCUGGGGAGGCUGCGAAAAAUGGCCAGCUCAUGCUCUCUGCAGUGUGGAAAUGAUGGCCAGAACUGCUGGCAAACAUGCCCGGAAGUUAGUGGUGCCGGGCCGGCCGCGGCGGCUGCGGCUGAAGGUUGUAAUAAAGGGUUCAUGCUGUUUGGUGUGAGAGUGAUGGAGGGAUCAUUCAGGAAAAGUGCUAGUAUGAACAAUCUUGCUCAGUUUGAGCAGCCUCAGGAUUCCAUGAAUAAUAAUGAUGUUAAUGCCGGAUAUGCUUCUGAUGAUGUUGUCCAUCCUUCUGCUAGAAACCGGGAACGAAAACGAGGAGUGCCCUGGACUGAGGACGAGCACAGGCUAUUUUUGCUGGGAUUGCAAAAAGUGGGGAAAGGAGAUUGGAGAGGAAUUUCAAGAAACUUUGUUAAGACACGUACACCUACUCAGGUUGCUAGCCAUGCUCAGAAAUACUUCCUCCGCCGCAACAAUCACAGCCGGAGGCGCCGGAGAUCUAGUCUCUUUGACAUCACCACUGAUACGGUUUUGGGCUCAGCAAUGGAAGACAGAACACAAGAAGAAUCCGUGCCUCAACCAGCAAUGCAACAGCAGAAAAAUCUAAUCAACAAUCUGGAAAAAUUUCCCAUGUCCACCUAUCCAACAAAUAUUGCGCCUGUAAUGUUACCAGUCAGCCCAGUCAAGGGUGCAUCAUCGUUAGAGAGCCUUACAUUAGGACCAGCCAACAAUCAAUUGCUGCUAAACCGUACCAACAAUGCAUCAUCCCCAACUCCUAAGCUUAUUCGUCCAAUCCCUCUUGCUCCGAUCCCUCCAUCCUCAAAAAUGGCAGAUCUCAACUUAAACAAGACAACCAUCCCAGACCCUUUGCCUUUAUCAUUAAAACUAUCAACCCCUUCGUCAUCAGCAGCAUCACAACCAUCAUCAGAGCAGCACUCGCCGUCAUCAUCGUCACCGCCGGCGAGGCACACAUCACCAUUUCAGGCCAUGCCAAGUAGUUUUGACAAUAGCAGUGGAGAUAGCAUCAUCAGUGUUGCUUGAUGGAGAAAAAGCCUAAUUAGUAGUACGUACAAGUAGUAAUGUUAUUAUAACUAAUGCAAUCUGUGUUGUAAAGUAGAGCUUUUCUUUUCUUUUCUUUUUUAGAGUAACAUAAUAUGAUAGGGUUAGGUUUGAUUAGCUUUUAGCAUUAGAUUAUUAGGUGGUUAAUUAGAGACAAUUCCUUGUUGUACAGGGUUUGGGGGUAAUAAUUAAUUAAUUAAUUAAUAAUGUGAUGAGAGUGAGAUAACGUUAAGUCACUUUCAAUAGUUGGGGAAAUUCCUGUUUUAUUUAUGGCUGAUUCCUUUGUGGCCUCGUACAGGCAAAAUGGAUCAACUUUCUGCUUGUUGGUGUC
Molecule: messenger RNA, 1576 nt
Organism: Coffea eugenioides
Lineage: Eukaryota; Viridiplantae; Streptophyta; Magnoliopsida; Gentianales; Rubiaceae
Product: transcription factor MYB1R1
Exons: 3
Coding region: 211-1227 (338 amino acids)
Biological process (GO): response to gibberellin; response to ethylene; response to auxin
Molecular function (GO): DNA binding
Source: RefSeq, a predicted model, not a curated record